AUGAUAGAUCCUGUAGAGGGGCGCCCUAGCGGAGAGAGCGGCGAGAAUGAGCCCUACCCCGUGGUCUUCUCGGUGGUGGCGGUGGUCGGUGGUCUCAUCGGCCUGGUCGCGGUGGUCAUCCUUUGUUCGGAGACCAAGGUCAACCCUAACGUCGUACGCCGAGGCCCGCCUGAGUGGACCAACAACCUGGUGUUGAAGAGAUCCAUGGACGUGGGUUUCACAGAUGUGUCUGAUGGUAUACACGUCGCUGGGCCCAAUCACGUGGUCAGGGAGAGGCUGGGGAUGACCACGACCGACGCUGCUAGGUGGAAUGCUGGGAUGCAUGAAGGGAAACACGUGUUUGAGAUCAUCUGGCCUAUGAAAAACAACCGUGGCGUUUCAUCGUGCGUGGGCGUGGGAUCUGAAGACGUGAAGCUCAAGAGAGAAGGGCGGGUCAGUCUUGUGGGUGACCACAGCCAGUCCUGGGGGCUGGACAUGCCUAAGCAACGUGCUCUCCACUUUGGCAAAGUCCAACAGAGGCUGUACCUGGCCGUGCCUGACAAGUACUACAUGUACAUCGACAUGGACUCUGGCACCGUAGGAUUCGGCGCUGACGUCAAAGAGUUCGCGCGCAACGCGGAGUACUUCGGCAACAUUCUAACGGGAAUUCCCAAAAAUCCCAAGAAGCCAAUGUACCUGAUGGUCAGCAUGUGCAAUCACAAGGAGUGGGUCCAGGUUUUCUACAGGGGGUCUGCAACAAAGGGCAAAGGCUUUGAUCUGGUGAGUGGUAAACCUUUCUACGAGGGUGAAAGCGAGCCGAAAGAGGAGAAGAAGAAGGAGACCCCGCCCCCGCCCGCCGCUCCCGCCGGCAACGUCAUCAACAUUAUUAACUCUAAUGCAGCACCCGCACCAGGCGCGUACCCACAAGGGUAUCCACCUGGACCAUACCCACCAGGACCAUAUCCACAAGUAGGCUACGCUCCAGGACCUUAUCCACCAGGACCUUACCCACCUUACCCACAAGGGGGGUACCCACAAGGGGGGUACCCACAAGGGCCUUACCCACCAGCCAUCACUGACGGCCACCACGAUCAGGGCCACCACGGCAAGGGCCACAAAGGCAAAGGUCACAAAGACAAGGGUCACAAAGAUCACAAAAGAAGCGGCUCCUCUUCAUCCUCUUCCUCGUCCGACUCAGACAAGGAGUUCAAGAAGGGCCUGAAGAAAGGCGGGAAAAUGCUGGAAAAAUUGUUUUAAAAACAAAGUACGCCUAAACUAUGAUAGCCGUCUUUGAGCUGAGGGCUGAUAUAAUUGAACCAAAGCCACAAACUGCUGCUUAUUUUGUGUAGUCUGUUAUCCAGUUAUUAUUAAGUCACAUGGUAAAAAAUAAUUCAAAGCAAAGAUUUUGAUUAUAAAUAGAUUUGAUUUUUUAUAGUACAAAAAAUGACACUGUGAGCACAUACGUUUUUACAUUAUUGUAAUGUAUGCCAUCUAGAUUAGAUAACGAAUUAUAUAAUGUUGACAAAAUAGUCCGGUGAACAUUCCAAUGUUUCAUUUAUACGCUUUAGCCAUUAAAGAAUUUUUAAAUUUAUUUUGCCCAUGGAAACUAAACAAAUAUUCAUCGUCUUUUUAAUAAUUGUGUUUGUUACGUAAAACUAUAAUGAAACUCAACGUCUUUUUAAAAACUAUAAUUUAUUAAAAGUAAUAAAAUGAAACAUUAUUUUAUGUGUGAACUUCAUCAUGUUUAAACAUGUAUGAAGUAAAAUGUUAAAACAAGCAAAUGAGUAGAUCAAAGCAUUGUUUGCUGUGUGGGACUGUUUGUUAUUAAACUUUUGUGAUAUUUUUUUACAAGUUUUAAGCUAGCUGGUUUAAACAUCCUGCAGUAUUUUAAAGCCACCUGUGAUAUUGUAAAAACUCAAACCUUUUACAUUUUGAAUGAUCAGCUCACAUUGUACUUUUUGUUUACAUUUUUUUCUAUAUACGAUUGCUAUCUGAUAGUUAGUAUUGUUAGUGCAUUGCUCAAAUAAACAAAUUAAAAUAAAACCCUAACUCCCAUG
Physella acuta is the source of this 2036-nucleotide messenger RNA. RefSeq lists its product as uncharacterized. Gene Ontology annotation, cellular component: SCF ubiquitin ligase complex. NCBI's taxonomy places the organism in Eukaryota, Metazoa, Mollusca, Gastropoda, Physidae. Gene Ontology annotation, biological process: proteasome-mediated ubiquitin-dependent protein catabolic process. The record is from RefSeq and is a predicted model, not a curated record.